UUUCCCAUGCUCCUCUGCGCCGGUCCCUUUGGACCCGUUCUGAGAGGGUAAAGAGGUGGGUUGGAGCUUUAUAGAACUUGGAUUAGGGAGUUCUGUGUCAGAGGAGCUUCCGGGGCCGAGGAACUCAGGGCUACUUCCAGCUCUUUCUACAGUGCUGAAGGCCACAUCUGAAGUGCAAGUUUAAGGUUCCCUAGAGGGCAAAAGAUGAGGAACUGAGCGCCCCCAGGCCCAGUCUGCGGCGGGAGCGACCAGCCCUGUCCCGGGCGAAAACUCCCAGGGAGGCUUUGGACUCCCCCCUCCGCAUCUUCUCCCGCCCUCCCUCUUUGGGAUCUCCCUCGUUUGGGAGUUGCUGCCGUCCGCGCGGGUGUUGGGUUUGCUUUCUCACCAGUUCCCGCGAGCUUGGGGGCCAACUCCGAGCCCCAGCGCCCAAGGAGGGCUUGCGUUCCCCUUCUGACUUCAUCCUGGAGGGCGGCGAGGAGCUACCACCAUGAUCACCGGGGUCUUCGGCAUGCGCGUGUGGGCCCCGGUGGGCGCCCUGACCUCGCUGGCGUACUUCUUCCACCGGCAGCGGGUGGCCUUGGCCGAGCUGCGGGCAGCAGACGGCCAGCGUACUAUUGACCGCAGCUUGCUGGAGCUGAAAAUGGUACAAGUCGUGUUUCGACACGGGGCGCGCAGUCCCCUCAAGGCGCUCCCGCUGGAGGAGCAGGUAGAGUGGAACCCCCAGCUAUUAGAGGUCCCUCCUCACACUCAGUUUGAUUACACAGUCACCAAUUUAGCUGGUGGCCCCAAACCACAUUCUUCUUAUGACUCUCACUACCGAAAGACCACCCUGAAGGGGGGCAUGUUUGCUGGGCAGCUGACCAAGGUGGGCAUGGAGCAGAUGUUUGCCCUGGGAGAGAGACUGAGGAAGAAAUAUGUGGACACCAUCCCCUUUCUUUCACCAUCCUUCAAACCCCAGGAGGUCUUUGUUCGUUCCACUAACAUGUAUCGGAAUCUGGAGUCUACUCGUUGUUUGCUGGCUGGGCUUUUUCAACGUGAGAAAGAAGGAUCCAUCAUCAUCCACACUGAUGAGGCAAGCUCUGAAGUCUUGUACCCCAACUACCAGAACUGCUGGGGCUUGAGGCAGAGAACCAGGGGCCGGAAGGAGGCUGCUGCUUUGCAGCCAGGGAUCUCAGAGGAUUUGAAGAAGGUGAGAGAAGGGAUGGGCACUGACAGAAGUGAGGAAGUGGACUUCCUCGUUCUCCUAGACAAUGUGGCUGCCGAGCAGGUACACAAUCUCCCCAGCUGCCCCAUGCUGAAGAGAUUCGCACAGGUGAUUGAACAGAGGGCUGUGGACACCGCCUUGUGCAUCUUGCAGCAGGAAGACAGGGAAGGUCUGCAGAUGGCAGUUGGCCCAUUCCUACACGUCCUGGAGAACAACCUACUGAAGGCUGCAGACCCUGCCCCUCCACCCAACAAGACCAGAAAGCUGUACCUCUAUGCGGCUCAUGAUGUGACCCUCAUGCCUCUCUUAAUGGUUCUGGGGACUUUUGACCACAAAUGGCCUCCAUUUGCUGCUGACCUCACCAUAGAACUCUACCAGCACCAGGAAUCUAAGGAGUGGUUUGUGCAGCUCUAUUACCAUGGGGAGGUAGCUUCAGAUGCCCAUUUCUUCAUUCCAGCCUCAGCACCAUUCCUGCCAUACAGGAGGUCCCCUCUCUGCUGAGCAAAUGAUGCCUUGGGGAAAAUGCCACAUUGUUAGUUCUUGAGAAGUGAUGCUGUAACCUACACCCUACUUGGUACACCUGGAGUAAAGUAGCAUGCAAAGCCCAAACUCUGGGAGGGGGAAGACUGGCUGAGUCCUCACCGGACUACAUGAAUCUGAAGCGUCAUUAUCACUCUUUCACUGAUGGUUGAAAACCUUGUCAGUAGUUCUCCAUGGAAUUGGAUGUAGCCUCUCAAAAUAUGAUUUUAUUUCAUAACCCCCACAAAUUCUAUUUAAACCCCAAAUAAACUUGGCGUACCAGAAAUUAUAAUGAAAUGUUAGCAUAUACUGAUAAAGUAAAUGAAGGAAGAUUUAUGAGUCUUUUAAAAACAUCAACCAGAAAGGGGGAAGUUGAUCUGCACAGCUGCUAGAUCUCCAGCAGGGGGCUACGGGAGAUGAGCACCCCAGCCACCCUCAAGGGGCCACUCACCUCUUUGCCAGGCGAGUGGGAUCCUUUGCUGCCUUGACUCCCCGCCUGGGAGAACAGCAGUGGGACCAUGUGCCCUUAGUGACUGCGACACUAUCAUGUGAAGCCAGACCAGUGGACAAAUGCCGGUUUCCACCUAACCUUGAGGCUUUCCCGUCACGCUACCCAUAGUUGGCCGUUACGUAGUUCUGUCAGUGCAGUCAAGGCCAGAAGCCUAGGAAGAUAGCUAGAUUUGUGAGGGGAAAUCAUUUUACUAUCCUAAUUUCUCUACAAUGUAACAAUUGUACAACUCAACAGAACAGAUCUCAUUAAGAACACUUAAACUUGGGCCGGGGAUUUAGCUUAUGGUUUCGUUGCCUGCUGCGCAAGCGCAAGGACCUGAGCUCGAUCCCCAGUACCAAACCCCCCCCCCCCCAAACACUUAAACUUGGGAGCUCAGAGAUCCUUACCACCUGCUUCAUAGAGCCCCUCAGAAAUCAGCAAGGUAACACGCAUAGAGGUGACUUUAUAGUAGUACUCAAAUGUUCAUCUCUACUUCUGCUACCUGGCUCUUGUAUUACUGAGAAGACGGGACAGCUGCUGGUGGUGGGAAGAGAAAAACGGCUCUCAAAAGCACUUGUCGGAGACAGAGCAACAUUCACAGACUGUGAAACACCAGUAAAGCCCAAUUUAUACAAGUUUGUCUGCAGAUGAUUCUCUCACCUAAGAGCAAACAUGCACACAGACACCCACUCAGUGAGCUAAAAACACUGACAACAGCUCAAAGAAACACACACACUGGAACCAAAUUACCUGCACAGAGACCUAAGAGCGAGUCGCUCAGAUUCGUGCCUUGCAGGACACACGGAGAUGUGCUGAAGGUGUUUGUGGUGGGAAGUGAACGGUGCACACUCAGUGGCACUGGCAGAGGUGAGAGGCGAGAGGGACACAGAAUGGACCAUGGAAACCCACUGACUGGGAAUCCCGGACUUGUGGGUGUAGUAGUAUUUUACCUUAGCAAGAUGCAGGUAUUAUCACAAAGUUUGUUUAAAUGGCUACAGAUAUACCUUUGGACUUUGAAAUUACUUCAUACCUUGAAUUUGGCUCUCACAGAAAUUCCUAAUACAGACCACUAACUGCCCUAGAGGUAAAGGUCAGCCAUGCUAAAGGCUCUUCUGCUCAU
Heterocephalus glaber (naked mole-rat) is the source of this 3333-nucleotide messenger RNA. RefSeq names its product acid phosphatase 6, lysophosphatidic (gene Acp6). The record is from RefSeq and is a predicted model, not a curated record. Gene Ontology annotation, biological process: lysobisphosphatidic acid metabolic process; dephosphorylation. NCBI's taxonomy places the organism in Eukaryota, Metazoa, Chordata, Mammalia, Rodentia, Bathyergidae. Gene Ontology annotation, cellular component: mitochondrion. Gene Ontology annotation, molecular function: lysophosphatidic acid phosphatase activity.